AUGACACGAGAUCUUGGAAGUGAAUUCCUCCAGCAUGGUCAAGCACUACUUGAAGCAAAUAAAAAUAGAGCUGCUAUCGAACGUUUAUCAUGGUCUAAGAGUCUUUUUAUCCGUCAUGAUAAUGAAAAUGGUCUCCAUCAUGAAUUAGACGAUCCCAAUAGAUCAUUUACAACUGUUAUUAUAUUACCACAAUGGAAUCAUUGCAAAGUACCACUAUUUGUUCAACAAAAUGUUCUUCAGUAUUCUAGUGUUAGAUUUAUUUGUCUAUUCUUUAUAAAUGGUCAAGCAACUGAUAUGAAAGCUAUCUAUGGUACUAAGCUUAUUGGAUGCUAUUCUAUCACAAGCAGAAUUUCGACACAAACUCGUACUGUCUGUGCAAAAGCGAACGAUCUUAAUAUCGAUUAUUGUCAACAGCAUCGUCUUCAAAAUGAAGUUCGUGGUGACAUUGGUGUGGCUAAGCUCUAUGCUAGACAAAUAUUUGAGCGUGUAGAUCUUCAAAUUGCAUACAAUGAACAACUGCAAAAAGAAAUAGAACAACAACUUUUUGGAUGA
Molecule: messenger RNA, 552 nt
Organism: Rotaria sp. Silwood1
Lineage: Eukaryota; Metazoa; Rotifera; Eurotatoria; Philodinida; Philodinidae
Source: the annotation of a GenBank genome assembly